UCUUCUUUCAGUAACGAGACGAAAAUGGGAGGGACUCCAUCACCUAGACUUGUUCUAUGGUGCAUUACGGUGGCCAUUUCAUCUCGACCGACUUCCGGCGCCUCCACCGUUGUCUGGUACCCAGCGAUGGUUGGCGCAUCUUCUCUCUUCAAUUCCAUCCUCGACCUCCCAGUUGGCAACGAACUUUCCUGCGCCAUGAAGGCGACGAAGAUGGCCAACUUCAACCUGUGGUGCUACGUGAACGAAACGUGUUCUCUGUACGAUAUGGAUGUUUUGCCGUUUACAGACCAUUCAGGCACCGAUAUAAUAGUCCACUGCAUGACCAAGAUUCCUAUGAAUCCUAUCGGGAAUUCUUCUUCUUUUCCUGAUUCGGAUUCCUCGUCCACCAUCUUUUCGACCGCUACCUCUGCAGUCACCAGCCCCAUAUCCUCUUCGGCUGUUAUAGAAACAACAUCCACUCAAGCAUCUACAUCCUCUUCAACAACUGCCUCGACUACAACAACAUUAACUACGUCUACAACAACAACGUUGCCAGAGACCACUACAGAAUCAACUAUUACUACUACCACAUUUACAACAGCAAUACCAGACACAUCAACAACCACUACCACGGUGACAACAUCCACUACGACUCCUACAACAUCUACAACAUCAACUACAACUACAGCUCUGACGACAACAUCCGCUACAGCAGGUACAAUAGAGGGCCUGUGCACCAACGUGAAUCAACUCGGGUGUAUUUAUCUCGUGGACGUCAUGGCCACCUGGUACGAUGCUAAGGUUGGAUGCGAGGACUUGGGAGGACACCUGUACAAUGCGGAGACAGAACAGCAGUUUCUAGAUCUAGUCUCUUACGUCAGAUCCAACGGCUAUCCUAGGUAUGUCUGGAUCGGAGUCAAGAGCAGAAAUUGGACGCUAACUUCGCGCCCUGUGUCAGACAACGAAUGGAGCUUUUCGGAACCCAACGGGCCUCUCGAAUACUGUGGUUAUAUGAACAGGGAAAUGGACUACUAUCUGGCUGACUUUGUCUGCAAUGAUCCGUCUCCUUACUUGUGCCAGUCGUAAGAUUUCCAAGACAGUCCCAUUGGGGAUACUAUAAAGAAUUUCAGACCUUGGUUCUAUAUGGUCUACAGAAUACACUUGUGUAAUUUGGUUCCAACAGCCCCUCGGAAUUUUUUUAUGGCAAUGCUUAUCACACAGAAAUGAUCUUUGGUUUUAAUUCUUUGUUGACGUAGUUUCCACUGUAACUACAGCAACAACUACUAGGCCUACUGCAAUUGAUGUUGGUAUCAGCUAUGUUUUUAGUAAGGCUGUGGGGUUAUCCAUACUUAAAGCUGAAUUUUUUUUUUUUUUUUAAUUGUGACUUCUCAGAAUGACUGGCAUUGCUCCAGAUCGACCACAAGAUUAAAUACGUUUUCAAGGUUUGCUCCUUCAGCAAAAAACAAAC
Molecule: messenger RNA, 1447 nt
Organism: Macrobrachium nipponense
Lineage: Eukaryota; Metazoa; Arthropoda; Malacostraca; Decapoda; Palaemonidae
Product: mucin-5AC-like
Exons: 3
Coding region: 25-1065 (346 amino acids)
Source: RefSeq, a predicted model, not a curated record